Messenger RNA from Geosmithia morbida, 1323 nucleotides. Its product is annotated as Methyltransferase domain. Lineage: Eukaryota; Fungi; Ascomycota; Sordariomycetes; Hypocreales; Bionectriaceae. The transcript has 3 exons. The coding region runs from base 1 to 1323 and encodes 440 amino acids. Gene Ontology annotation, molecular function: methyltransferase activity. The record is from RefSeq and is a predicted model, not a curated record.
AUGACGAGCGUCUACAACACGGACGAUGACGAUGAAGAAGACCAUGCCAUGGCUCUCGACCAUCUCCCGACAAUGACCCCCGCGGCAAAGGGCCAACACGACCACCCUCUCGACCUCGCUGUCGACUCCACCGCAGACCACGACCCGGAAGACGAUGUCAUGCAGGAUGUCAUCGAGGCAGACGACCCAUGUGAGGAGGAGGAGGAGGACGACGACGACACAGACCUCCAAUCCAUAUACACACAUACCCACGCCGCUGCUGCCGCCCAGAACUACCCGCCCGUCGCCAGGACCUAUCGCACCGAAACGCCGUACCUGACGACUGAGUCGCUAGCAGGGAAUUCAGAUCUAGCGGCCUCAACCCGCUCCCUAUGGGCGCAGGACCUCGAUUACCGCGAGAUCCACGACCGCCUGUACUGCCGUGAGUGGUUCAUGCCCAUCGAUGAGAUCGAGCAGCUGCGGCUGUCGCUCAACCACCAGGUGUUCCUGCACGUGCUGCACGGCGAGCACACGACGGUCAAGCUGGACAAUCCGCAGCACAUACUGGACGUGGGCACGGGCACGGGCGAGUGGGCCAUCAAGAUGGCCGAGACCUUCCCCGACUGCGAGGUGGUGGGGACCGACAUUGCGGCCGUGGCCGAGACGAGCAGUGUGCCGAUGAACGUCUUCUUCGAGAUCGAGGACGCCGAGGAGUGGGACCGCAGCCCAGACCUGUACGACCUGAUCCACCUGCGCACCAUGAUGGGCGCCUUCCGCGACUGGCGCUACAUCUACGAGUGCGCCUACUACUCCCUCAAGCCGGGCGGGUGGAUCGAGCUGCAGGACUUCGACGCCACCGAGAGCGAGAUGCGCUUCGCCCAGCAGUUCUCCCCGGACUCGGCCAUCCACCGGCUCUUCGAGGACCUCGAGAUCGCCGCCGACAGGUCUGGCCGUCGACGGGGCCCCGCCUACCUGGACCCCCACCUCUUCAUGGACGCCGGCUUCGUCGACGUCCGCGUGACGGAGUACCAGAUACCCAUCUCCGUCGCCGAGAAGUCGGCCGGCAAGAUCUGGCUCAUCUCCUGCCUCGACUCCCUCGAGGCCGGGUGCCUGCGCCUGCUGACCGAACAGAUGGGCUGGGACCCGGACGAGUGCAAGAUUGCCUGCGAGUCGGUCGCCAGGGAGAUGGCCGAGCUGGCCAAGGACCCGGCCAAGUCGGAGGGUCUGGUCGUCAAGGCCGUCGUCAUCGUCGCCAGGAAACCCGAAGAUGCGCCGGAGUCUACGGGUCCCCCGCCGCAGAUGAGGGACAGGUCCAGGUCCGCAUCUCUCUCUACGGGGUCAUGA